GGAUCCCAGUGUUCAUAGCUGUGAAUGCCAUUAUUCAUACACAUUGAUAAUCUCUUCUUUUUUUCACCCUCCCUCAGAGAAUUGACAUCCUUAUCAUAAUGUCUUCAUUCACUGUCAAUCUUAUAUUGUGCGCAAACCUGAACAUUUGUAUUUAAGUGUCCACUGUACUCAGUGAGGUCACGGUUGGGGUUGUUGGACACAGCGCUGGGCAAACAAAGCCCCUGGCUUGACCACUGACACCGGGGCACAAAGAGAAAACACAAGUCGGCUAAUCCCAACACUACACAGAGGGAACAGAAUUCCUGCUCAGCCAUGGCAGACCAGAAAGACAGCAUAGAUGACUUUAAGGUCCAGACAGCCAAACACCCCAACAUCAGCUCGGUUUCUUUACGGCCCCACAAUGACCAGUCUAAAGAUCGAGCUUCCAAAAGGCUCUCCACUGAUUCCAAUGGAACUAGCGAUGGCGGCGUGGGCUCGUCCACGCCGGUGGAACUGACCGCUUUGGAGGAGUCGUUCCGACGCUUUGCCAUCCACGGCGACACCCGUGCCACCGGCAAGGACAUGCACGGCAAAAACUGGUCCAAGCUCUGCAAAGACUGCGGCGUGAUUGACGGCAAGAACAUCACCCUCACCGAUGUGGACAUCGUCUUCAGCAAAGUCAAGAAGAAAUCCUGUCGCACCAUCACAUUUGAUGAAUUCAAGGCCGCGCUGGGAGAGCUGGCCAGGAAGAAAUACAAAGAGAAGGCCGGGGAGGAGGCCGAGGCCGAGGUCUUCAAGCUCAUAGAGGGGAAGGCGCCAAUCAUCGCGGGAGUCACAAGAGCCGUGGCCUCGCCGACAGUGAGCCGUCUCACAGACACCACCAAGUUCACAGGCUCGCACAAGGAGCGCUUUGACCAGAGCGGCCGCGGGAAGGGCAAGGCCGGGCGAGUGGACAUGGUUGACACUUCAGGAUACGUCUCCGGAUACAAACAUCGAGGGACGUAUGAAAAAAAGGUGACCAAGCCCACCGAUGGCAGACCCAUGUAAGGCCGACGAUGAGGAAAAAACAUUUCAUCAACAACUAGGAUGAUUUUCUAUCAAGAGUACUCAUAGAAAGCACAAAAUAGGAUUUCUUAUACUUUCCCGCCCAUGUAUUUCG
This is a messenger RNA of Menidia menidia (Atlantic silverside), 1138 nucleotides long. The record is from the annotation of a GenBank genome assembly. Lineage: Eukaryota; Metazoa; Chordata; Actinopteri; Atheriniformes; Atherinopsidae.